UGGCAGUCGUGUCGUGUUCGCACUCGAACCUCAAAAGGACGGUUUCUCCUGCAACAUCCGUGAAUCUGACGAGAGCGAGUCCAGGUGAAUUGACGUGAACCUGCGAAGAGACUUCCGACUCGUGAGCUCAUUCUCGUGAGAGAAUGGAUGGUCAUCAGGCGUCGCGAUUUCUGGCGCUCGCGGCAUCGAUGAGUCUGCUCCUGGCCACGUACACGCCGGGCCACGUAGCCGGCUCAGGAGUGUUGCAGAUACGCGGUAUACCGGUGGCGAAGAACUCGUUGUACCGGCCAGACCGCGAUUUCGAGUGCCUGGACGGCAGUCGGCUGAUAUCGUUCACUCGGGUGAAUGAUGAUUAUUGCGAUUGUGGUGACGGUAGUGAUGAGCCCGGGACAGCAGCUUGCGCCAACGGUGUCUUCUACUGCGACAACGCCGGUCACAAGCCCGCCUACAUACCGUCAUCAUGGGUGAACGACGGCGUGUGCGACUGCUGCGACACAAGUGAUGAGUACGCGUCCAGAGUGGAAUGCAUCAACAAUUGCAACGAGCUGGGUCGGGAGGCCCGUUUGGUGCAACAAAAAGUGGAGCAAUUAGCACGAGAGGGUAACAAGCUGCGUGUAGAGCUAGUGGCCAGAGGUAAGACCAUCAAAACAGAACAUCAGUCACGUUUGGCUAAGUUGAGAACGGAUUACACGGAAGCGGAGUUGAUCAAGAAGGAAAAAGAGUUGUUGAAGAAACAAGCAGAGGAAUUAGAAAGCAUAGCGCUUGAGAAAUACAAACCAGCUGAAACAGAACAACCAGCAACUGAAGAAGCCGUUGGGGAGGAGGAAGAGGAAGACGAGGACUUAAGCGUUUCUGAAGUGGAAGAUUAUUUCAAAAUACUGGAUUCAGACUCCAGUGGUACAGUAACGCUAGUGGAACUGCAAACUAGGGCUACAUUUGAUAAGAAUAGGGACGGUGCCGUGUCAGAGGAAGAAGCCUUGUAUUUCCUUGGCGAUAAGAAGGAAGUCACUUUACAAGAGUUUACAGAUAACGCUUGGGCAAACAUCAAGCCUUUCUUGAUGUUGGAACAAGGUAUAUUCAAAGCGGCAAAGGAGAGAGGAGAGAUAAAUGAGCAUCAGCCUACAGACGACUUGGAUCAUGAGAAGGAAGGAGAGAUUCCUGAUGGAGACGAAGAGGAGGUACCUGAGGAGGAACAUGAGAAGGAAUCACCAGAACCAGAAAUUCAGUACGACGAGGAGACGCAGGCACUCAUCGAUGAAGCUACCAGUGCUCGCGAACGUUUCCAGGAGGCAGAGAAAGCCAUCAACGAGUUACAGUCAGAGAUUAGACAGUUGGAGGAGAAGCUAGGCCGUGAUUAUGGGUCUGAAGAAGUGUUUGUGUCACUUGAUGGCGAGUGCUUUGAGUACACGGACUUGGAGUAUAUUUACAAACUGUGUUUGUAUGCCAUGGCAACCCAGAGGUCCAAAUCCGGUGGUAGUAGCGUCAAUCUUGGCCACUGGAACGAAUGGGUCGGACCGACUGGUGCCAAAUACACUAAGAUGAAGUACGAUCGAGGUCUCACCUGUUGGAAUGGCCCGGCGCGUUCCACAAUUGUCACUUUGUCAUGUGGAACGGAAAAUAAGCUCGUAUCCGUAACGGAACCGAAUCGCUGCGAGUAUGCCAUGGAGUUCUCCACGCCGGCGCUCUGCAAUCCUAACGCAGCGGAGACUGCCGAUAAGCAUGAUGAACUGUAAACUCAUGGAUUUGUAUAGUAAAAUGAAAACGCGAUUAGUCGCACAUACAAUGUGAAUGUCAGGCACUUAAGUUCUUUCGGUGGAUCGCGAGAUGCGAGCAUCGAGUUGCAAGGAUCGAUAAGAAAUAACGUUGAAAUAAAAAAAGUCUUUCGCAAGUAUUUCCAAUGCAAUCGCGAUUAGUAAUGUAGCUAGUAAUCUUCUUUAUUUCAAUGAAUAUUUGUUCUUCAGUUGGGACUCAAUAUUACGUUUUUGUUUCCAGAUUAGCUAUAGUAGUCAUUACCGUUUAGCAUUUAGACGAUAGAGUUCCACAGAGAUUUCGAGACGUUAUCAGUUAUCGUACCUUUUUAAUAUCAAAAUUUGUAUUCUCUUAAAAAUGAAAUAAGAUCAUUACCAUGGAUAAAAUACAUUGUCAACGGAGCCUAGUCAUGUGUUGGUUUGAUCAAAAAAUUCAAUCGGUCUUUAUUAAUAAAUCGUGAAUCGUUCGAAAUCGUUAUAGUCCAUUGACAUGUUAUAUUAUAUAUUUUACCGAUCAUUAACUCGCAUAUCAUCGGGCCACAAUAUAUUAAUAAAAAAGGCGAAAAAAUUCUUUGA
Molecule: messenger RNA, 2324 nt
Organism: Atta colombica
Lineage: Eukaryota; Metazoa; Arthropoda; Insecta; Hymenoptera; Formicidae
Gene: GCS2beta
Product: glucosidase 2 subunit beta
Exons: 2
Coding region: 144-1733 (529 amino acids)
Biological process (GO): N-glycan processing
Cellular component (GO): glucosidase II complex
Molecular function (GO): calcium ion binding; protein binding
Source: RefSeq, a predicted model, not a curated record